AUGCAAUCUUUAGGGGUCUCUGGAAAUAGAAAGGUUAUGCAGUCUGGAACCUGUGAGCCUUUUCAAUCUCUAAGUCAUCAGAGAAAUGAUGAAGAGGCAGUUGUGGAUAGAGGUGGAACUCGUUCUAUUCUCAAAACACACUUUGAGAAAGAAGAUUUAGAAGGUCAUCGGACACUAUUUAUUGGAGUUCACGUGCCCCUGGGAGGAAGAAAAAGCCAUCGACGUCACAGGCAUCGUGGUCAUAAACACAGAAAGAGAGACAGAGAGAGAGAUUCGGGACUAGAGGAUGGAAGGGAGUCACCUUCGUUUGACACCCCAUCACAACGGGUACAGUUUAUUCUUGGAACUGAAGAUGAUGAUGAGGAACACAUUCCUCAUGACCUUUUUACGGAACUGGAUGAGAUUUGCUGGCGUGAAGGUGAGGAUGCUGAAUGGCGAGAAACAGCCAGGUGGUUGAAGUUUGAAGAAGAUGUGGAAGAUGGAGGAGAAAGGUGGAGCAAGCCUUAUGUGGCUACUCUUUCACUGCACAGCUUGUUUGAAUUGAGAAGUUGUAUUCUGAAUGGAACUGUGUUGCUGGACAUGCAUGCCAACACUUUAGAAGAAAUUGCAGAUAUGGUCCUUGAUCAACAAGUGAGCUCAGGUCAGCUCAAUGAUGAUGUACGCCACAGGGUCCAUGAGGCACUGAUGAAACAGCAUCACCACCAGAAUCAGAAAAAACUCACCAAUAGGAUUCCCAUUGUUCGUUCCUUUGCUGAUAUUGGCAAGAAACAAUCAGAACCAAAUUCCAUGGAUAAAAAUGCAGGUCAGGUUGUUUCUCCUCAGUCGGCUCCAGCCUGUGUUGAGAAUAAGAAUGAUGUGAGCAGGGAAAACAGCACUGUUGACUUUAGCAAGGGGCUGGGAGGCCAACAAAAGGGGCAUGCUAGUCCAUGUGGGAUGAAACAAAGGCAUGAAAAAGGACCUCCACACCAGCAAGAGAGAGAGGUUGAUCUGCAUUUUAUGAAGAAGAUUCCUCCAGGUGCUGAAGCUUCAAACAUCUUAGUUGGGGAAUUGGAGUUUUUGGAUCGAACUGUAGUUGCAUUUGUCAGGUUGUCUCCAGCUAUAUUGCUUCAAGGACUGGCUGAAGUCCCAAUCCCAACCAGAUUUUUGUUCAUUCUCCUGGGACCCCUGGGAAAGGGGCAACAGUACCACGAGAUUGGCAGAUCAAUUGCAACCCUAAUGACAGAUGAGGUAUUUCAUGAUGUUGCUUACAAAGCUAAAGAUCGUAACGACUUGGUAUCAGGAAUUGAUGAAUUUCUGGAUCAGGUUACUGUUCUCCCUCCUGGAGAAUGGGAUCCAAGCAUUCGAAUAGAGCCUCCCAAAAAUGUUCCUUCCCAGGAGAAGAGGAAGAUUCCUGCUGUACCAAAUGGAACAGCAGCUCAUGGGGAAGCCGAGCCCCACGGAGGACAUAGUGGACCUGAACUCCAGCGAACUGGAAGGAUUUUUGGGGGACUUAUUUUAGAUAUCAAAAGAAAAGCUCCAUACUUCUGGAGUGACUUCAGAGAUGCUUUCAGCUUGCAGUGCUUAGCAUCUUUUCUGUUUCUCUACUGCGCGUGUAUGUCUCCUGUCAUCACAUUUGGAGGACUGCUAGGAGAAGCAACUGAAGGGCGAAUAAGUGCAAUCGAAUCUCUCUUUGGAGCGUCCAUGACUGGGAUAGCCUAUUCUCUCUUUGGUGGACAGCCUCUUACCAUAUUAGGCAGUACAGGACCAGUUUUGGUGUUUGAAAAGAUUUUGUUUAAAUUUUGCAAAGAAUAUGGGCUGUCAUACCUAUCUUUAAGAGCUAGUAUCGGACUUUGGACUGCAACCCUGUGUAUCAUACUUGUGGCCACUGAUGCAAGCUCCCUUGUCUGCUAUAUCACCCGGUUUACUGAAGAAGCUUUUGCUUCUCUUAUUUGCAUCAUUUUCAUUUAUGAGGCCCUGGAGAAGUUGUUUGAACUCAGUGAAGCAUAUCCAAUCAACAUGCAUAAUGAUUUGGAACUGCUGACACAAUAUUCGUGUAACUGUGUGGAACCACAUAAUCCUAGCAAUGAUACAUUGAAGGAAUGGAGGGAGUCCAAUAUUUCCGCCUCUGACAUAAUUUGGGAGAACCUAACUGUGUCGGAAUGCAAAUCAUUGCAUGGAGAGUAUGUUGGACGAGCCUGUGGCCACGAGCACCCAUAUGUUCCAGAUGUUCUAUUUUGGUCAGUGAUCCUGUUCUUUUCCACAGUUACUCUGUCAGCCACACUGAAGCAGUUCAAGACUAGCCGCUAUUUUCCAACCAAGGUUCGAUCCAUAGUGAGCGACUUUGCUGUCUUUCUUACGAUUCUGUGUAUGGUUUUAAUUGACUAUGCCAUUGGGAUCCCAUCUCCAAAACUACAAGUACCAAGUGUUUUCAAGCCCACAAGAGAUGAUCGUGGCUGGUUUGUUACACCUUUAGGUCCAAAUCCAUGGUGGACAGUAAUAGCUGCUAUUAUUCCAGCUUUACUUUGUACUAUUCUAAUUUUCAUGGACCAACAGAUUACAGCCGUCAUCAUCAACAGAAAAGAGCAUAAGCUAAAGAAAGGUUGUGGGUACCAUCUGGAUCUAUUAAUGGUGGCUGUCAUGCUUGGUGUGUGCUCCAUCAUGGGCCUGCCGUGGUUUGUGGCUGCCACUGUCCUCUCCAUCACUCAUGUCAACAGCCUAAAACUGGAAUCAGAAUGUUCAGCUCCAGGAGAACAACCCAAAUUUCUUGGCAUUCGGGAGCAAAGGGUUACUGGGCUUAUGAUUUUUAUUCUUAUGGGUUCAUCAGUCUUUAUGACCAGUAUUCUGAAGUUUAUUCCUAUGCCAGUGCUAUAUGGAGUGUUCCUUUAUAUGGGUGCUUCAUCGCUAAAAGGAAUUCAGUUCUUCGAUAGAAUAAAGCUCUUCUGGAUGCCUGCAAAACAUCAACCAGAUUUUAUAUAUCUAAGGCAUGUACCACUUCGAAAAGUCCAUCUCUUCACAGUUAUUCAGAUGAGUUGCCUUGGCCUUUUGUGGAUAAUAAAAGUUUCAAGAGCUGCUAUUGUCUUUCCCAUGAUGGUGUUAGCUCUGGUAUUUGUAAGAAAGUUGAUGGACUUUCUGUUUACCAAACGGGAACUCAGCUGGUUGGAUGAUUUAAUGCCUGAGAGUAAGAAAAAGAAACUAGAAGAUGCUGAAAAAGAAGAAGAACAAAGUAUGCUAGCUAUGGAAGAUGAGGGCACAGUACAACUCCCAUUGGAAGGGCACUAUAGAGAUGAUCCAUCUGUGAUCAAUAUUUCUGAUGAAAUGUCAAAGACUGCCUUGUGGAGGAACCUUCUGAUUACUGCCGAUAACUCAAAAGAUAAGGAGUCAAGCUUUCCUUCUAAAAGCACUGAAAGCCGAAAAGAGAAGAAAGCUGACUCAGGGAAAGGUGUUGACAGGGAGACUUGUCUAUGA
Physeter macrocephalus (sperm whale) is the source of this 3444-nucleotide messenger RNA. RefSeq names its product solute carrier family 4 member 10 (gene SLC4A10). The record is from RefSeq and is a predicted model, not a curated record. Gene Ontology annotation, molecular function: solute:inorganic anion antiporter activity; sodium:bicarbonate symporter activity; monoatomic anion transmembrane transporter activity. Gene Ontology annotation, cellular component: basolateral plasma membrane; plasma membrane. The transcript has 26 exons. Gene Ontology annotation, biological process: transmembrane transport; regulation of intracellular pH; bicarbonate transport. NCBI's taxonomy places the organism in Eukaryota, Metazoa, Chordata, Mammalia, Artiodactyla, Physeteridae. Bases 1 to 3444 code for a protein of 1147 amino acids.